Molecule: messenger RNA, 788 nt
Organism: Schistosoma margrebowiei
Lineage: Eukaryota; Metazoa; Platyhelminthes; Trematoda; Strigeidida; Schistosomatidae
Source: the annotation of a GenBank genome assembly
GUAAGUUGACUGUAUUUUGCAAUCGAGGUACUGAUCCAUCUGUUUGCAUGUAAUUAGGAAACUGAGGCGAAAUUUUUGUUUACGUUUUACGGUGCUACAGUCAAUAAAUUCCAAUUACGCACUUCUGGUACAAUUUAUAUGUUUGAUCAGGAUCAAUUAGGAGAAAUUAGAAAUUAUACAGGAAGCGAUUUUUUGGCAAAAUGUGAAAUUUCGGAUGGGCCUCCUGCAUUCAAUAUAACUACUCUGAUACAUCCGAAUGGGAAGAUAUCAAUCUAUUUUGAGAAAAUUCCUAAGGUAAUUGACGAAAACCACAAGGAAUCGAAAAUUUAUGGAAUCAUUCACUGCGGAGAAAAUGAUGAAGAAACAAUUGUAAUAAGUGUUCCCGGAAAAUGGAUCCAAAGUGGAACGUUAGUGGAGUAUGAAGCUCUCGGGGAUUAUGACUACAGAUACAACUGAAGACAUUGAGGAAAGAAAAUCAUCGCAAUAUGUGUAUAUCGUUGUACCAUUAGUUAUAUCUUUCCUUAUUUUAUGCAUUGGCUGUGGCAUUUGGCUAUGGUUCUACAGAAGGAACAGAGUUUAUCAAUGGUUCUCACAAAUAGCUUCACAAUUGUUUUCAUCAAAAUGACUUCGUUAUUUUCAUUUUCGUAUUUUAUUAAAUACACUUUCUAUUUUGUUAUUCAUUUCAAUAAAUUGAAGAUUGUUUCAUGGAAUUGCAUAUCACAUUGAUGAUUGUUUAUGUAAUGACUGAUGUCACUUUGUAGGUAGAAUAUAAAUAUAUAAUUUUUUUG